This is a messenger RNA of Rangifer tarandus platyrhynchus (Svalbard reindeer), 2034 nucleotides long. Lineage: Eukaryota; Metazoa; Chordata; Mammalia; Artiodactyla; Cervidae. The record is from the annotation of a GenBank genome assembly.
AUGUCUCAAGUUCAAGUGCAAGUUCAGAACCCAUCUGCUGCUCUCUCAGGGAGCCAAAUACUGAACAAGAACCAGUCUCUUCUCUCACAGCCUUUGAUGAGUAUUCCUUCUACUGCUAGCUCUCUGCCCUCUGAAAAUGCAGGUAGACCUAUUCAAAACUCUGCUUUACCCUCUGCAUCUGUUACAUCCACCAGUGCAGCUGCAGUUCCUUCUAACAUGGCACACCCUAAAGAGAAAACCCCAAUGUGUCUUGUGAAUGAGUUAGCCCGUUUCAACAAGAUUCAGCCUGAGUAUAAGCUUUUGCGUGAGCAAGGUCCAGCUCACUGUAAGGUGUUUACAGUGCAGCUCACACUUGGCGAUCAGCACUGGGAAGCUGAAGGAACUAGUAUUAAAAAAGCCCAACACACAGCUGCUGCCAAAGCUUUGGAAGGAACAAAAUUUCCUAAACCUAUAGUCCGCCCUUUUCGUAGCGAAGGAAGAAAUCCAGAAAGCAUAACCCCUACUGUAGAGCUAAAUGCACUGUGCAUGAAACUUGGGAAAAAACCAAUGUAUAAGCCUGUCGACCCUUACUCUCGGAUGCAGUCCACCUAUAACUACAACAUGAGAGGAGGUGCUUAUCCCCCAAGGUACUUUUACCCAUUUCCAGUCCCACCUUUACUUUACCAAGUUGAACUUUCUGUGGGAGGACAGCAAUUUAAUGGGAAGGGAAAGACGAGACAGGCUGCGAAGCACGACGCUGCUGCGAAAGCCCUGAGGAUCCUGCAGAGUGAGCCCCCCGCCGAGAGGCUGGAGGUAAAUGGAAGAGAGUCAGAAGAAGAAAAUCUCAAUAAAUCUGAAAUAAGUCAAGUGUUUGAGAUUGCACUUAAACGGAACUUGCCUGUGAAUUUUGAGUCUUUCCCUCCAAAACAGGUUGCCCGGGAGAGCGGCCCACCCCACAUGAAGAGCUUUGUGACCAGGGUGUCGGUUGGGGAGUUUGUGGGGGAAGGUGAAGGGAAGAGCAAGAAGAUUUCAAAGAAAAACGCUGCUAUAGCUGUUCUCGAGGAGCUGAAGAAGUUACCACCCCUGCCUACAGUGGAGCGGGUGAAGCCUAGAAUCAAAAAGAAAACAAAAUCCAUAGUCAGGCUGCAGAGCGGCCCCGACUAUGGCCAGGGGAUGAACCCGAUCAGCAGGCUUGCCCAGAUCCAGCAGGCGAAGAAGGAGAAGGAGCCGGAGUAUGUGCUGCUCGCCGAGCGGGGCCUCCCACGACGCAGGGAGUUUGUCAUGCAGGUGAAGGUGGGAAACCACGCGGCAGAGGGCUCAGGCACCAACAAGAAAGUGGCCAAACGCAACGCAGCCGAAAACAUGCUGGAGAUCCUCGGUUUCAAAGUCCCACAGUCUCAGCCCUCCAAACCAGCCCUCAAGUCGGAGGAGAAGACACCUAUAAAGAAACCAGGGGAUGGAAGAAAAGUAACCUUUUUUGAACCUGGCUCUGGGGAUGAAAAUGGGACUAGUAAUAAAGAGGAUGAGUUUAGGAUGCCUUACCUUAGUCAUCAGCAGCUGCCUGCUGGGAUCCUCCCCAUGGUGCCCGAGGUUGCCCAGGCAGUGGGAGUCAGUCAAGGACAUCACACCAAAGAUUUCGCCAGGGUAGCUCCGAAUCCUGCCAAGGCCACGGUAACUGCCAUGAUAGCCCGAGAACUGUUGUAUGGGGGCACCUCGCCUACAGCCGAGACCAUUUUAAAGAGUAACAUCUCUUCAGGCCACGCACCCCACGGACCUCUGACGAGACCCUCUGAGCAGCUGGACUAUCUCUCCACAGUCCAGGGAUUCCAGGUUGAAUACAAAGACUUCCCCAAAAACAACAAGAACGAAUUUGUAUCUCUUAUCAACUGCUCCUCUCAGCCGCCCCUGAUCAGCCACGGUAUCGGGAAGGACGUGGAGUCCUGCCACGACAUGGCUGCGCUGAACAUUUUAAAGUUGCUGUCUGAGUUGGACCAACAGAAUACAGAGAUGCCAAGGACAGGAAAUGGACCAAUGUCUGUGUGUGGGAGGUGCUGA